Molecule: messenger RNA, 3538 nt
Organism: Nicotiana tabacum (common tobacco)
Lineage: Eukaryota; Viridiplantae; Streptophyta; Magnoliopsida; Solanales; Solanaceae
Source: RefSeq, a predicted model, not a curated record
GGGGUGGGGGAGAAAUUGUCUCGAAUAACCUAUUAUCUCUCAGAAUUAAAUGGUCUGAGCUAAGAACAAAUAGGGGUUUCAUAUAGGCAUAUCAACUAGUUGGAAUUAACUUAGUUGAUAGAAAGCUUGCAUGAGGUCAGGAGUUCCCUCGGAGUAUUUUUAAUCUCAUUAGCAACUAGGAAUAAGUGCGAGAUUUUAGAGAAACUCUAAUUUUAGAAUUUAGAGAACCCCUAAUUUGUCUUAUUCACCAAUAUUAGAAUGAAAUAAGUCCGAGUAAAGCAAAAUGAAUAUUAGAGGAUUCAAAUAUAUAGCGCAUUCCAACUAAUUUGGGCUUGAGGCAUAGUUAAUUGAUCGAGUUGCCUGUUUUUGUUUAGAUUAAGUUGGUUGGGAUUAUAAAGCUUCAAUAUUGACUCUAAGUCUGGACUUCUUACAGCUCUGCAUUCAGUUUUUCUGGUUGGGGUACUUAGAUAAAGGCUGACGCUUUAGGUUAUAGCGGAUGUCUAGUGCUAAAUUAGCUUGACGCGAUCAAUUCUAAUCAGAGCAAAAGAAAAAGAUGAAGAUAGGAGGUUAGUCUUACUCUUUGACUGUUAGGAGGUUAGUCCUUUAUAGACAGGGUUUAAUUAGCAAGUGGGUUCUUCUUGCAUUUGGAAAUUUACUCAUCUCUUAUCCGUACGUGACGGCGCUACACAGCUGUUUAACAUUGUCCAACUCAGUGCUACUUUAGUUUGGUACUGUCUCACUUAAGUCAUAUUCUUUUUUUGGAUUGAAACCAAAGGCAUACGAGCCUUUUUCUGCCAACACAAGCUAUGCUCACGUUUUGUGCUAAAUUACUUGAUUUUUUUGCCAGUAAUCUCGACUCUCAUUACUUUGUUCUUGCAUGGUUGAAUCCUUACUAUACACGCGAGAGAAUGAAAACCUUGAUGUCAACCUAAUGGCUUUCGUUCUGAAUUCAUGGCAGAAAUCAUAAAUCUUCUUGUUUGACUCAUCAAUGAAAUAAUCCUGUUGGGAUUUCUAAUGUGGAUAGAUGUGAAAAAUGCAUAAUACUUCCUUGUGUAGGAGCUGUAAUGAUGCAAUUCAACUUUAUUUAAUUCAACAUUGCUACAACAUAAGAUUGUGACUGUGAUGAGUUUCUUUUUUUUUUUUGAUUUUGCACCGGGUGUCCGAGUCUCUUUGAGCCCCGACUAAUCCCGGGGGUGCAUAGGCCCUCGGCAAGGAGUUUCCCGCAAGUGCACCACGGUUAAUUCAGGUUUUACCCAGUCCGAUGGCCCUCAGAAAUUGUUUGCACCCAGUGGGUUUCGAACUUGAGACCUUGAAAGGGAGCAAACCCCAAGGCUCAAGUCAAUUGCCACAGGCCAACCCCUGAGGGUUGACUGUGAUGAGUUUCUUUGGUUGGCAAGGUUGCAAUAGUAGUGUUAAAUUACAUAGAAUUACUAUGGUCACAAAAACGAUUCCAGAUGUACCAUGUGUUCUACUUGGCAGUGCCAGUGUCCUGCAUCAUCGAGCGCUUGGUUGAUCUGGCCGCAGGUGACUAAGAAAUUAAAAAGACACUAUUUGAGGUGAAUAUAGCAGUGUGCGGUAUUCCUGCACAAAGUUCAAAUGGAAGCACGUCCUGUCGCUGUUCAAAGUGUGGUUGCAAGUCAACUCAGUAAUUGUGGUGCAUCAGGGGUACUUUCUUCUUCUUCUUUCCCUAUGCUUCCAACAGUCCUAGGAGAGAAGUAUCCUUUGUUGCCAGACUCGCAGCAGGCUUCGACGGAGAAGGAACUCAAGCAACAUCCUGGAACUUUUGUUUCUCAUUUGCCUUCCAACAGUGGGGCUGUUGGUCUUAUGUUUUCAUCAUCAUCAGGAUUCUCGGCGGAUCUUCAUUUCUCAUCCGUUCGACCCCAAGAAAAUCACUCAGGACCUGCACCUUUCAUUUCUCAGUCAAUAAAUAGUGAGACAUCAAUCCUAUUACCUCAUUCUGGAGUUCUUCAAUCCACAGCAUCUAGCCAAUAUUUGAAUGAAAACAAUGAACCCUGGUGUAUAGAUCCAUUGCCUGAUUUCCUUGACUAUUCGAUGAAUACUCCUGUCCAAAAUAGUCAGCUAGCUUGUAGCAAUAAACAAAGUGAUUGGCAGGAAUGGGCGGACCUCGUAAUCAAUGAGGAAGAUGCUCUGACUUCUAAUUGGAACGAGAUCAUGGCUGAUACAAGCCUUGCCGAGACAGAGGUGAAGAUGCAAUAUCAGGAGGAAAAACAACCUUCAAAUUUCCCAAUGCAGCAAGUCCAAACAUCACAGCAAAUCCCAGCUGUGGCUGUAGAAAAUUCAGCUAUUGCUCCUGCAUCAUCCCCUGCAAGUGGUGCUGCAACAAAGCAACGCAUGCGUUGGACACCAGAACUUCAUGAAGCCUUUGUGGAAGCAGUCAACAAGCUUGGUGGAAGUGAAAGAGCUACUCCCAAAGGUGUGCUAAAAUUGAUGAAAGUUGAAGGUUUGACCAUCUAUCAUGUAAAAAGUCACUUGCAGAAAUAUCGAACAGCUAGAUAUAAACCAGAAGCAUCAGAGGAGUCUUCAGAGAAGAAACAUUCUUCAAUUGAUGAUUUGUCAUCUCUGGACUUAAAAACGUAAGUUGCCAAGUUCCUGUCCAGAGCUCUAUUAAUCAGCUAUUUACAUCCUUUGAAAUAUUGUUUGAUAGGUAAAUGCAUCCUUUGAAUGCAUAUCAUUCUAUGUCACUUUGUUAUUCUAUGCAAAAGAAAAGCCUUCAACGAUAUAUCUUUUAUGAAGUAUUAAUUUAUUCAUAUAAUGAGAAUCCUGAUAUACAAGAUGUGGAGAGUGGUAGAGGCUCUUGCAAAAGAAUAUUAUUCUCUACGAGGGACUACUAUCAUAUGUGCUUUAAAAAUAUACUAAAAACAAAAACAUUGUACUAACUUUUACAUGGUUAUUCUCUACUUUUUCGAACACUUUUCUUCUCUUUCCAUAUUGUUUACAUAAGCAAAGGAGCUACUUUUAGGGGUACUUCAAUACAAUAAGUUUCUUGGAUAAACUAGUGAUGUCACUGUCUUCUUCGAUGAGUCGACUGUUUGUCAUGGAAAAUGGUUCCUCUUGGGCUUGGCCUUGUGAUUAAUGCAUUAGACCGAAGGUGUCUGUUUUUUGGACUUGGGAUGUCUGGUUGGUGCUUGAAAUCUCAGGGUCUGGAUCUGCAGUUUGGGGUAUUGGUUCAGAUCUGGAUUUUGGGGUUUUAAUCUUUUCUACAUUGUGGGUUUGGUUUAAUAUGUGUUAGGUUGGGCAUAGGCUCGUAGGUUUGGUUGUUAUUAGAGGGACGCACGUUGUGUCCUUUUCGUUGGCAUUGGACUGAGUUAUUUAACAAUCCUUGGACCAAAACAAAUGAUCACAUCAAUAUCAAGUACAUACUUGAUUUAUCCACCUUUUGGGAGUAUCUUUUACCUAGUCAAUUUGGAUUGCUUGUUUGUCCUCUAAUUUACGAAAGAAGUGACUGACUAUUACCAGCAUCAUUUGAAAUCACAGGGCAGUUUUAAGAAACAAUUGCUGCUGGAUUAUUUAGAAGUUA